Messenger RNA from Aspergillus japonicus CBS 114.51, 1946 nucleotides. RefSeq names its product tRNA (uracil(54)-C(5))-methyltransferase. The transcript has a single exon. Bases 99 to 1883 code for a protein of 594 amino acids. Gene Ontology annotation, molecular function: tRNA (uracil(54)-C5)-methyltransferase activity, S-adenosyl methionine-dependent. Gene Ontology annotation, biological process: tRNA processing. Lineage: Eukaryota; Fungi; Ascomycota; Eurotiomycetes; Eurotiales; Aspergillaceae. The record is from RefSeq and is a predicted model, not a curated record.
CCACCUGGCACUUUUCCACAACUGCCCCGCGCAAUUUUCUUUGACAUAUCCGUUCACGGUGGGUUUGCUGAACGACGUGGGAAUCUCAGGAUCUAUAGAUGUUUGCACUGCGGUCCCUGCGCCUGUUCUCACGAAGAAUCCCGUCUCAAUUCACCCUCCAGACUCCCCGUCUGAUCCACACUGGUCUUCCUGCGGAUAUCAAUCGACGUUUGUACGACGUGGUUCAAAGGAUGCAGGAACCUCCCAAGAAACCCGCCCCUCCGCCCAAGAAGCGCAAGCAGCAGCUCCGCGAUGAGAAGCGUCAAGGCUUCGACGAGGUCCUCCAGGCCGAUAUCGAUGCGCUCAUCCGCAAACACAAGCCCGCCACGGAGGUCGAGGUCGAGGUCGAGUACCUGAGCCCCCCAGAGCCAACCUUGCCCGAGCCCUUCACCGAGAUCGAAGUCCAGAUCGCCGAGAUAUCUUCGACGGGGGAUGGUCUGGCACUGUCGGAGGACAAAAGCCACGUCUACGUGGUGCCUUUCAGCGUCCCCGGGGACAAAGUGCUGGUCAAGGUCGUGCGCCACUUCCCCUCGCUCCAUUACAGCAUCACGGACUUCAUCAAGGCUGUUGAGUCUGGCUCCCAGCGCAACGAUGCCGGCAUCGGCUGCCAGUACUUCGGGAAGUGCUCGGGCUGCCAGCUGCAGAUGAUGUCCUACGAGGACCAGCUGGCGCACAAGAAGCGCAUCGUCGAGAAAGCCUACGCCAACUUCUCCGGCCUCAUCCCCGAACUGAUCCCCGCCAUCGGCGACACCUUCCCCUCGCCGCUGCAGUAUGGCUACCGCACCAAGCUCACCCCCCACUUCGCCGCGCCCCCGGGCAGCGGCCGCCGCCGCCACAAGGGCGCCUCGGCCCCGCGACACACCGAGGUCCCGCCCAUCGGCUUCACCUACAAGAACCGGCGCACCGACCUGGACAUCGAAGACUGCCCGCUGGGCACGGACAUCGUGCGCCAGGGGCUCAAGAGCGAGCGCGCGCGCGUGGCCGAGCGCAUCUCCACGUACACGCAGGGCGCGACGCUGCUGCUGCGCGAGUCGACCUCGCGCACGCCCAAGCACGAGACCGACCGCGAGAAGAGCGAGUGGCCGCGCACUGACGAUCUGAACCACGUCAACGACUAUUCGGCGGACCUGAUCCGCACCGAGACCGACGCCUACACCGAGGAGAAGCGGUGCGUGACCAACCCCAACGCCACGACGGUCGAGUACGUCGACGACUACGUCUUCACCAACAAGGCCGGCGCCUUCUUCCAGAACAACAACUCCAUCCUCACCGGUUUCACCGACUACAUCCGCCAACACGCCCUGGCGCCGCCCUCCUCCUCCUCCUCCACAAACACCGCCGACGAACCCCAACCCCACAAUCCAAUCAAAUACCUCCUCGACGCCUACUCCGGCUCCGGCCUCUUCACCAUCACCCUCUCCCCCUUGUUCAAAUCCAGCCUCGGCGUCGACGUCGCCGGCGACUCCAUCCUCUCCGCCCGCCAGAACGCCCGCGCCAACCACCUCCCCAACACCGGCUUCGCCGCCGCCGACGCCGCCGUCCUCUUCAAGGACGUCCCCUACCCCGCCGACCAAACCCUGCUGGUCAUCGACCCGCCCCGCAAGGGGUGCAGCGACGACUUCCUCCGCCAGCUGCUCGCCUACGGCCCCCGCCGCGUCGUCUAUGUGUCGUGCAACGUCCACACCCAGGCCCGCGACGUCGGCGUCAUGGUCCAGGGCAGCGCCCAGCAGAAGAUCCGCUACGAGAUCGAGAGUAUCCGCGGCUUCGACUUCUUCCCCCAGACCGGCCAUGUCGAGGGCGUGGCGGUCCUGAAUCGCGUGCCGAUUCCGGAGGGUUCGGUUUAGUUGUUUGUGGUGGUGGUAGUGGUAGUGGUGACAAGCUGGGGCUGGUGGGGAGUGCGGGAGUGG